Molecule: messenger RNA, 3849 nt
Organism: Pochonia chlamydosporia 170
Lineage: Eukaryota; Fungi; Ascomycota; Sordariomycetes; Hypocreales; Clavicipitaceae
Product: 5-oxoprolinase
Exons: 1
Coding region: 1-3849 (1282 amino acids)
Biological process (GO): glutathione metabolic process
Cellular component (GO): cytosol
Molecular function (GO): 5-oxoprolinase (ATP-hydrolyzing) activity
Source: RefSeq, a predicted model, not a curated record
AUGACUGUCAAAUCGUUGGGAAUCAGAGUCUCUAUCGACAGAGGCGGCACCUUUACUGAUGUGCACGCCGCAAUCCCUGGACGGGAUGACAUUAUUCUGAAGCUCCUAUCUGUCGACCCAGCAAAUUAUCAAGAUGCCCCUACAGAGGGUAUCCGCAGAAUCUUGGAGUUGGUCACUGACCAAAAACUACCUCGAGGAGAGCCUCUCGACCUCUUCCACUUUGAGUCUAUCCGUAUGGGUACCACAGUUGCUACCAACGCCUUGUUAGAACGCAAGGGUGAGAAGGUAGCUCUCAUCACUACCAAGGGAUUCCGAGAUCUUUUGGCCAUUGGCAAUCAGUCUCGACCCAACAUCUUUGAUCUUUCUGUGUCACGGCCAGAAGUCUUGUUCGACAAUGUGGUCGAGGUGGAAGAGCGCGUCACCAUGGAGGACUAUACCGAAGAUCCCCAGUCAGUCAAAACGAGUGCAAACGGCGAUGACACUGAUCUGGUCACUGCCAUCACGGGAGAAACCAUUCGCGUUCUCCAACGGCCAGAUGUGGUUGCCAUCCAUUCAAAUUUGCGGCAAUUGUGGGACAAGGGCUUCCGCUCCGUGGCCGUUGUCUUCAUCCACUCCUAUGCAUUCCCUGAUCAUGAACUGCUCGUCGGCAAACUGGCCCUCGAGAUGGGCUUCUCUGUCACAUUAUCUUCGGAAGUGCAGCCCAUGAUUAAUGUCGUACCACGAGGCAUGUCUGCAGUCGCAGAUGCCUAUCUCACGCCCAUUAUCAAACAAUACAUCAACUCUAUCUCCGCAAACUUUCGCGGCGGUUUUGAAUCUGCCGCCACUCGUGUCGAGUUUAUGCAGUCAGAUGGCGGUCUUGCUGAUUAUCGCAAGUUUAGUGGUCUCAAGGCCAUCCUGUCCGGACCUGCUGGCGGUGUUGUCGGGUAUGCCCAAACUUCUUGGGAUGAAGAGGAGAAGUGCCCCAUUAUCGGGUUCGACAUGGGCGGUACGUCGACAGACGUCUCUCGUUAUGCCGGUGUCUACGAUCAUGUCUUCGAGACAACUACAGCCGGCAUUGCCAUUCAAUCCCCUCAGUUGGACAUUCACACCGUCGCCGCAGGCGGUGGCUCCAUCCUGACGUGGAAGAAUGGUUUGUUCAACGUCGGGCCUGAGUCUGCCUCUGCGCACCCUGGACCAGCUUGCUACAGAAAGGGAGGCCCCUUGACUAUUACAGAUGCAAACCUGUUCCUCGGCCGGCUUUUGCCAGAGUACUUCCCCAAGGUGUUUGGUCCCAAGGAAAAUGAGCCGCUCAACCGAGAAAUCGUUGAGAUAAAGUUUGCCGACCUAACGAGUGAAAUAAACAAGGAUAGAGAGCUUACUGGCCUCUCUCCCUUCUCUCCACAGGAAGUCGCUCUUGGAUUCCUCAAGGUCGCCAACGAAGGCAUGGCUGGUCCCAUCCGUGCCCUUACAGAGGCUCGAGGCUAUGAUGCUGCAGACCAUCAUCUUGCAUGCUUUGGUGGUGCCGGAGGACAACACGCCUGCUCUGUCGCAGACGUCCUCGGCAUUUCUCGCAUUAUUAUCCACAAAUAUUCUUCCAUCCUAUCUGCCUAUGGUAUUUCAUUGGCAGAUGUUGUGCACGAAAUUCAGCGACCAGCAGCAAUCACCUACGGCAAAGACACCGAGGUUACUAUCCGAGCCCAGCUGGAACUUCUCGCGGAACAAGCCAAAUUGGAGCUUGUCAAGCAGGGUUUCGCACCUGACAAUAUCAAAUUCAAUUCUUACCUGAGCAUGCGAUAUCAGGGAUCCAGCAGCUCCCUCAUGGUCCUGAAGGGAGAUGACUGGGACUUUCAGCGCGGGUUUGAGGAUUCGCACCGACGAGGCUUUGGAUUUCACUUCCCAGAGAAGGCCAUCAUCGUUGAUGACUUCCGUGUCAGGGCCAUUGGUACUACUGGUUCCAAACAAGCCAACACACCAUACAGUCAGCUCAAAUCUGCCAGCAUCGCAGAGGCUCCUCUCCCUGCAUCCAGCGGAACGAACAAGGUCUUUUUCGAAGGCUUUGGUAACCUAGACACCCCUGUCUUCGAACUGCAGUCCUUGCCAGUGGGUGCGCGCAUCACGGGUCCAGCUCUCAUUAUCGACAACACGCAAACUAUCCUCGUCACUCCAGACUCUACAGCCACCAUCUUGGACAGCUAUGUUGUUAUUGACAGAAAGCUGCAAAAGCAAGAACGAUCUACUGAUGGCGCCGAGGAGGAAUUCAGCCCCAUCCAACUCACCGUCUUUGGACACAGAUUCAUGUCCAUCGCCGAACAAAUGGGUCGCACGCUGAAAAAGACUGCUGUGUCGACUAAUAUCAAAGAACGCCUGGACUUUUCAUGUGCCAUCUUCAGCCCUGAUGGUGGCCUGGUAGCUAAUGCGCCUCAUGUGCCCGUCCACUUGGGGUCCAUGCAAUUCGCAGUCCAGUACCAACACAAGCUUUGGGAAGGCAAGCUACGCGAUGGCGAUGUCCUCGUAUCCAACCAUCCUUCUUGCGGAGGCACCCACCUGCCAGACAUUACCGUAAUUACCCCCGUUUUUGACGGCGAUGACAUCGCCUUCUACGUUGCCUCACGAGGUCACCACGCCGAUAUUGGCGGCAUACUCCCAGGCUCCAUGCCGCCUACUUCCUCCGCUCUCUGGCAAGAGGGAGCCUCUAUCGAGUCCACCAAACUAGUCAGCGCUGGGCGCUUCGAUGAAGAGGAAAUUAGGAGGCUACUGCUCAUCGAGCCUGCCAAGUAUGACGGAUGUUCGGGAACCCGCAGACUACAAGACAACCUCUCCGAUCUCAAGGCCCAAAUUGCCGCCAACGCAAAGGGUAUUACGCUCAUUAAGGCCCUCAUCUCUGAAUUUGGCCUCGCCUGUGUCCACAGAUACAUGUACGCCAUCCAACAUACCGCCGAAGACGCUGUCCGAGGGCUCCUGCGUGACACCCUCUCCAAAUUUGGUCCGGAGCCCCUCACUGCCACGGACUACAUGGACGAUGGAACCCCCAUCACCCUCACAAUUACCAUCUCACCGUCCGGCUCAGCAACCUUCGAUUUUACCGGCACCGGUCCCCAUGUUCUCGGCAACACCAACGCUCCAAAAGCCAUCACCCACUCCGCAAUCAUCUACUGUCUCCGCAGUCUGGUAAAAUCCUCUAUCCCCUUAAACCAAGGCUGUCUCGCCCCCAUAAACAUCGUUAUCCCUGAGGACUCGCUGCUCAAUCCCGGUGCCGGCCUCGCAGUAGUCGGCGGUAACGUCCUCACCUCUCAGCGCGUAACGGACGUUGUCCUUCGCGCUUUCCACGCAUGCGCCGCCUCUCAGGGAUGCUGCAACAACCUGACGUUUGGUACUGGUGGCAAAGAUCCUAUAACCGGCGAACACAAGGAAGGUUUCGGAUAUUACGAGACUAUCGCCGGUGGCUCGGGAGCCGGUGCGGACUGGGUGGGACAGAGCGGCGUCCACACACACAUGACUAACACGCGUAUUACGGAUCCCGAGGUGUUUGAGAAGCGGUACCCUUGUAUUUUGCGCCGCUUCCAACUGAGAGCUGGUUCUGGUGGUCGUGGAAGAAACAGAGGCGGCGACGGUACAGUUCGCGAGAUUGAGUUUCGUGUGCCAGUGCAGUGCUCGAUUCUGAGUGAGCGCAGAUCACGCCGUCCAUAUGGCAUGGAUGGUGGUGAGGAUGGCCAAGCAGGUUUGAAUUCUGUCCACGUCAUGGAUCAGAUGACGGGCAAGAUGAGGAUAGUGAACCUGGGGGCAAAGGCUACGACCAAGCUCGGUCCAGGGGAGAGUGUCAUUAUCGAGUCACCAGGUGGCGGUGGAUGGGGAAGCGAGCUGAACAAUUAG